GAUUUGAAAGCAUUAUUGUAGCUUCCAUGAGGGGAACUCGUGGUCAAAAAAAUAAAAUUUAGUGAAUGAUAAAGAUAUUGGGAUUAGGUUGGCAUUACACAGAAAAUCAUGUACUAACAUAUUAUAGCAAGAUUUGGUCAUUAUUUAAAUUUAAAAAUUAUUAUCAACUAUGACUAUAUAACUCUACAUCUCAGAUUUUGAGUUAAACUCUCAUAAUCCCAUAUUCAUUAGUUUCCAAUACCCAAGUUCAAUGGAGAAAUUAGAUCAUAAACAGUCUUCUGUUACACCUCAUGUGCUCAUUUUUCCACUUCCAGCACUAGGCCAUCUAACUCCAAUGUUACAACUAGCUGAACUUCUAUGCAUCGCCAACUUUAAGGUGACCUUUCUAAACACAACCCACAACCACCAACGCCUCACCCAACACACUGACAUCGAAGCCCGUUUCGAGCAGUAUUCGGGCUUCGAGUUCAAGACGAUGCCUGAUGGGCUAUCUGAAGACAACCCUCGGACAGGUCAGGGCGAUGUCAAGGGGUUGAUGAUAUCAGCGAUUGAGAGUUUAUCAACAAGUGCAGAACCCCUCUUAAGAGAGAUUUUGCUUGGAUCAAGUGAAACAGCUAAAAUAACAUGUUUGAUAGUAGAUGGGUGGAUGAGUUUUGCUAGUGAUGUAGCAAAUGAAGCUGAGGUACCAGUGAUAAUAUUCAGGUGUUCUAGUGCAUCUUGCAAUUGGUCUUAUUACUGUAUUCCAAAACUUAUUGAAGCAGGAGAUUUACCCAUCAAAGAUGAAAAAAUGGACGAGCUAGUAGAUAAUGCACCUGGGAUGAGUAGCUUCCUUCGAUAUCGUGACCUUCCCACCUUCUGCCGAAACCAGAACACUUCUUCGUGCCAGGACCUUCAGGACUGGUUUAAUGGCGAGAUACAACAAAACAAGCAAGCACACUCGUUCAUUCUCAACACAUUUGAGGAUCUGGAAGGUCACACACUUUCCCUCAUUCGCUCGCAAUGCUCGAGAGUUUACUCCAUAGGACCAAUUCAUGCUCAUCUCAAAUACAAACUCGGCCAACAAAAAACAACAUUGUCCAACAAUUUCUCUAGUAACUUGUGGGAAGUUGAUCGAAGUUGCAUAUCAUGGUUAGACCGAAAACCAAACAAAUCUGUUGUCUAUGUAAGUUUUGGUAGCUUAACUGUCCUCACAAAGGACCAACUAAGGGAGUUUUGGGCAGGAUUAGUGCAGAGUAACAAGUACUUCCUAUGGGUUAUAAGGCCUAAUCUUAUUAUAGGAAGUGAACUUGACAAUCAAACCCCAGAUGACCUCUUGGAGGGGACCAAGAAGAGAGGAUGCUUAGUGAAAUGGGCACCACAGAAAGAGGUCUUAGCCCAUCGCGCCAUCGGUGGGUUCUUGACUCAUAGUGGAUGGAACUCGACACUCGAGAGCAUAGUAGCCGGGGUGCCAAUGCUUUGUUGGCCUUACUUUUCUGAUCAGCAAGUGAACAGCAGGUUUGUUAGUGAAGUAUGGAGAAUUGGGUUGGAUAUGAAAGAUACAUGUGAUAGAACAAUAGUGGAGAAGAUGAUCAAUGAUCUAAUGGAUGGAAACAAAGAUGAACUCCAAAGAUCAAUGGAUAGAAUGUCAUAUCUAGCAAAGAAAAGUAUCUCAGAAGGCGGAUCCUCAUAUUCGAAUCUUAAUCAAUUAAUCGAGGACAUUAAAGCAAUGUCUAAGAAAGGGGAGCAUUAGAUUGCAAACAGAUGAUUAAGUAUAUCUUGGAUCUUGGACAACAUAAAUUUUCUCAAGAUAAAAUGAAAUAAGGGAAAUCAUAGGAGAGAUUUACAUUUUCAAAAUAACUACAAGUGUCAAACUCCAUCCUGAUAUAACUGUUUUUAUAGCAGGUAUUCGAUUGUGUUUUAUCGUAUAAUCUAAUUCAAUCCAAAUAAAUUUUCGUGACUCCAAA
Beta vulgaris subsp. vulgaris (sugar beet) is the source of this 1943-nucleotide messenger RNA. Its product is annotated as 7-deoxyloganetic acid glucosyltransferase. The coding region runs from base 251 to 1729 and encodes 492 amino acids. Gene Ontology annotation, molecular function: UDP-glycosyltransferase activity. The record is from RefSeq and is a predicted model, not a curated record. The transcript is spliced from 2 exons. Lineage: Eukaryota; Viridiplantae; Streptophyta; Magnoliopsida; Caryophyllales; Amaranthaceae.